GAUCCACCCGUCGUCUGCUCAAUAUUGUUUUCGGUUUGUCUGUAAACGCCUCUUACUGUCGCCGAUGGCGAAGUCAAAAGAAGAAAUGUUGGAAGGAAUUUUGAUCCUAUGAUCGGAACUCCUCUACGUUGAAUGAUGGCUGAUCAGUGGACGAGGUUUUUUAGUGUUACGAAUCCCCGGCGACAUACCAAAGGAUUCACUGUGUACAAAGUCACUUCUACGGUUUACCCUCGAAACUGUCCUGAAGCCAAAACCGAAGUUGUCGUCUGGAAACGUUUUAAAGAAUUUCAGAAGCUUUACAAAGAAUUGAAGUCUCGUCAUGAGAAAUUAUAUCUUAAAGAUGAGUUUCCUCCAUUUAGUAAGCCCUGCCUCUUUGGAAGGUUUGAAAUGGAUGUUAUUGAAGACCGACGUCUCGCAGCACAAACCUUACUUGACUUUGUUGCAAAAUAUCCACCUCUUUUUACAAGCCAGUCAUGUGUCAAAUUUUUUGAGCUUAGUCAAAAUGAAACACUAUCAGGAGAAAUCCAAAGUUGCAGUCAUGAAAAUCAGUUGCCAUUACCAUCACCCUUGGUACCAAGUGCUUUGAGAGAAAGUGAUAAUGCCUUGUCUCGGAGUUCAAGUCGCUCUACCUUAACAGAUUCUGAUUCUGUGAACAGCAUUAUUGGCUCCCCUUCCAUGGAUGAAUCAUCCAGAGCAAGAAGUGACAGUGGUCAUGGUAAGGAUCACUCCUUGCCUAUUAUGACACCUCAUCAAGAUGAACAGAGCCAAGUAUCUUUAGAUAAUACAAGAGAGCCCCAACUAAUUCAGAUAGUGGAAGGAACUAAUAGUCUAAUCCUUGGUCGUUGUGCUAGCAUUAACGAAGCUCCUAAGGCAGAAGUACCUCACCUUGAAAGUGGGCAGGGAGAGUGUAGUGAAUCUCAGUCCUGCCCAGAAACAUCCUUAAGUUGUAAAUUAACAUCUCAAGAACCUAAAGAUGCCGAAAUAGAGGCACGCCAGAAUGAGACUUCUUCAGAGCUAUUGAUGAUGGACUACAUUACCCAUGCAGGAUACCAUAUAAGCCAGGCUGUACAACACGAAUCAAAUUCGAAUUUUGAACUUGCCUUUUCUUCAUACAAAGCUGCUAUAUCAUGCCUUUUAAAUGGUGUUGAAGAUGACUCCUCGGAUGAAAUGAAAUCACUUGUCCAAAGGAAGACAUCCCAAUAUCUGAUUAGAGCUGAGCAGAUUUAUCAUACUCAUCUUGACCGAAGUCACAAUACAACUAGAACUAUACCUGAAACAACUGACAUACCCCAAAUUCAGGAGACGGAUGCUAGUAAAAACUUUAAGUCACUUGAAGCUCCAGUCGGAGACUUAAAGUUGUACAAAGUCCUUGGUGUUGUCUCAUCAGUAAUUUUAGCAUUGAACGUAAGCAACAAUACUCCUUACAUUAUUAAGGUUCUUCAUAAAUCCUCAUUCCCAGUUGACCGAAGGACUAAAUCUAGUGUACCUCGUAAUGUUCCCUUUAUGUGCCGCUUGCAUAAUUUCAUGGAAAAUGAAAGAGCUGUCUUUUUAAUAUUAGAACAAGCUAGAGGGGGUUGUUUGUGGGAUCAUAUUACCCCAUACUUCGAAGCCCGUCACAACCCUGAAAGUUCAAGACACGAUUUUGCUUAUUUCCUAAAUGGGUGUGCUGCAGAGAACACUCAAGAAAAUCGAUGCUCUGCUGUAUUGCAUGGAGAAAAGCUUCCUGAGAAACCUGUCAGUGAUAAAUUGUGUGAUCAGCACUUAGGGAUUGCUUUGAAUCAGGCAACCAAUGGUUUAAUAACUACUGAGGACGGAAAUAUGGAGCCAAUAAACCAUGGAGUUAUCCCAGAUGUUAUCAUACAGGAAAUGGCAUCAUGUUCUGAGGAUACAAUUCUCGAUCAAAGUCAUGAUGCACCUGAUGUGCUACAGACCAAAUAUUCAACUCCUAUUCCAGUAGAAACUACUGUGAGCUCAGAGACUUCGGAUAUCCUGAAGAAUUCUCAGAAUUUGUUGAACUCUGUGAACAGUACUUUGUCUAAAAGUGAAGAGGCAACCAAAGCUCUGCUGCACUCCACAAUUCUCACUUUGGAUAAUACUUUCAGUGAUUCAGAUCGGGAAAGAAAUCAAGUCAGUUGUCACAAGAGUAAAAUUGAUGUAGAACAUAGUUCUUUGAGAAACUCUAGUCCCAAAUUAACAAGCAAUCGUAGAAUACCCUCAAGCUCCAGAGAGAAUAAUAGGUCAGCCAGCAGAGAACGGCGACCAUCUACUUCCCGUCAUUCCCGAAGUCGGAUUCGUUUCAGCUGUGAUGACAUGUUUGAAGGAAGAGCGAGAGCUUUAUCUAAGAGCCUUGACAGAGAGGCUUUACAUAGAGUAGAUUCUGGUGUGGAACAAGGUACUUGUCAAGGCCUGCCUACCGAUACAGUCAGACUGUGGGCAGCUCAACUUAUUCUAGCCUUGGAUGCGCUCCAUCACUGGGGAGUCAUAAUAGGGGACUUGCGGCCUGAUAAUUUGCUUCUUGGAGAGGGUCUCAACUUAGUUCUGACUUACCAAUGUGAAUGGGUUUGUGUUGAUCGAGUUGUCCAUCCUGAAGCAGUUGAACAGUUGUAUGCAGCUCCUGAGAUGAGCAGUAUUCAAGCAAAAACCACUGCAGCUGAUUGGUGGAGUUACGGAGCCAUUUUAUUUUGCCUUCUUUCAGGAGAAACACUGCACAGUUGUCACCCUGGCGGAUUCCACAGUUAUUCUACUCUGCACAUUCCCAAUUCUGUGUGUGAAGAAGGAGCAAACCUUCUGCGUCAGCUGCUUCAAUUUGAUGCACAGAAACGGUUGGGUGUGGGUCCUCAUGGUAUAGCCAGGCUCAGGUCUCACCCAUUUUUCAAAGACAUUGAGUGGAAUAAAGUACUUCUAAUGUCAGCAGCACUGUAGAAACAGCCCAGUAAGUGAAUUAAGUAACCGUCCAGUCCUCUGAUUGUAAGGAAACAACACACAGUAGUAUUAGUUAAGGUACUGUAUGUUAUGUUAUAUAUACAGAAUAUAAGUGUAUAUUGAUUCCAACCAUUAACUAUGUAAAAAUACAAUUUUACUAUUUUCAAAAAUAUUUUUCACUGCUCAAAAAUAUUUGAAAAUUAAGUAAGAACGCUUUUGAUUUAGCAUACUUAUGUUAACAGGGAAAGAUCAUUGUCGACAAAGGUCAGACCUUCGCCAACUGAAACUUGUAUCCGAUGAGUGACAAAAAAUAAAAGUGGACAUUUGCCAUUC
Thrips palmi is the source of this 3255-nucleotide messenger RNA. RefSeq names its product ribosomal protein S6 kinase delta-1. Bases 133 to 2922 code for a protein of 929 amino acids. Gene Ontology annotation, biological process: protein phosphorylation. The record is from RefSeq and is a predicted model, not a curated record. The transcript is spliced from 15 exons. Lineage: Eukaryota; Metazoa; Arthropoda; Insecta; Thysanoptera; Thripidae. Gene Ontology annotation, molecular function: ATP binding; phosphatidylinositol binding; protein kinase activity.